This is a messenger RNA of Sorex fumeus (smoky shrew), 1713 nucleotides long. It is a transcript of the gene DDX25, whose product is annotated as DEAD-box helicase 25. Gene Ontology annotation, cellular component: nucleus; cytoplasmic stress granule. Bases 45 to 1496 code for a protein of 483 amino acids. The record is from RefSeq and is a predicted model, not a curated record. Gene Ontology annotation, biological process: poly(A)+ mRNA export from nucleus. The transcript has 12 exons. Gene Ontology annotation, molecular function: RNA binding; ATP binding; RNA helicase activity. Lineage: Eukaryota; Metazoa; Chordata; Mammalia; Eulipotyphla; Soricidae.
CGCACGUGCCGGGGGCGGGAGCGGCGAGCAGCGCGAUCGCAGAGAUGGCGUCGUUACUUUGGGCAGGCGACGCCGGGGCGGCGGACAGCGAGCGGCUGAACUGCCACUUUUCAAACCUCAUCCACCCCCGGAAGAACCUUCCGGGCCUUAAGAGCACGACGAUCCCAAGCGUUGAGGAUUCCGUUAAUAAUGUCGAAGAGGAGGAAGAUGAUGAUGUAGUGGACUUGGCAGCUAAUUCACUCUUGAACAAGUUAAUCCGGCAGUCCCUAGUAGAAUCCAGUCACCGAGUCGAAGUCUUACAAAAGGAUCCCAGCUCCCCACUCUACUCAGUGAAAACAUUUGAAGAGCUUCGACUAAAGGAAGAGUUGCUAAAAGGGAUCUAUGCAAUGGGAUUUAACAGACCGUCCAAAAUCCAAGAGAUGGCACUGCCUAUGAUGCUAGCACAUCCCCCCCAGAACCUCAUAGCCCAGAGCCAGUCUGGAACAGGAAAAACAGCUGCAUUUGUCCUGGCCAUGUUAAGCAGAGUUAAUGCCUUGGAAUUGUUCCCACAGUGCCUCUGCCUGGCUCCUACUUACGAAUUGGCUCUGCAAACUGGCCGUGUGGUUGAGCAGAUGGGAAAGUUCUGUGUGGACGUUCAAGUGAUGUAUGCCAUUCGAGGAAACCGAAUUCUCAGAGGCACUGACAUCACCAAACAGAUCAUAAUAGGCACUCCUGGUACAGUUCUAGAUUGGUGUUUCAAGCGAAAAUUAAUUGACUUGACUAAGAUUCGUGUGUUUGUCCUGGAUGAAGCAGAUGUGAUGAUUGACACGCAAGGUUUCUCCGAUCAAAGCAUUCGAAUUCAAAGGGCCCUGCCCUCUGCAUGCCAGAUGCUUCUCUUCUCUGCAACCUUCGAGGACUCAGUGUGGCAGUUUGCAGAGCGCAUCAUUCCUGACCCCAACGUUAUUAAGUUGAGAAAAGAGGAAUUGACGCUGAACAAUAUCCGACAGUAUUACGUGCUGUGUGAGAACAGGAAAGACAAGUACCAGGCUCUGUGCAACAUCUACGGCGGCAUCACCAUUGGUCAGGCCAUCAUCUUCUGCCAGACACGUCGGAAUGCCAAGUGGCUGACCGUGGAGAUGAUGCAGGAUGGCCACCAAGUGUCCUUGUUAAGCGGAGAGCUGACGGUGGAUCAGCGAGCAUCCAUCAUCCAGCGAUUUCGGGAUGGGAAAGAAAAAGUUCUUAUAACGACCAAUGUCUGCGCUCGAGGGAUUGACGUGAAGCAGGUCACGAUCGUUGUGAACUUCGAUCUCCCUGUAAACCAAUCAAAAGGGCCGGACUACGAGACGUACCUUCACCGCAUUGGGCGGACUGGACGCUUUGGGAAAAAAGGCCUGGCCUUCAACAUGAUUGAAGUGGACAAGCUGCCUCUGCUGAUGAAGAUCCAGGAUCACUUCAACAGCAACAUCAAGCAGCUUGACCCUGAAGACAUGGAUGAGAUUGAAAAGAUUGAAUAUUGAAGAAAGAACUUUAUUGUUUGUGAAAUAUCCUGGUUUAUGUGAGACAGUCCCAAUGGGUUUUGAAGGUAAUUUUUUAUGUUGAGCCUUUUUUCAGUGUGAAACUGUUACAGAUGGCAGAAUAAAUGUCGUGGUAUCCUUUGUUUUAAGACCUGAGGUCUUUUUGAAACCAAAUUGCUGUGUAAAGCACAUGAUCCCUUUGAAUAAAAAAGCAAAAUCA